UCUCCUCUCGCGUGUCUCCUCUCACUGCGUGGACGUGUUGAUAACCUCGGUCGUGUCUCGUCGUCCCUGCGCGGACCCACGACACGGUCGCCACGCCUUCGGGGAGACACUUUAAGCCGGCGUCAGCUCUCCUCUUGUGACCGCCGGUGCUCUCCACCUGGGCAGGAAUCUUUUUUUUUUUUCUUUUUUUUGAAAGAGGAACAUAUUUUUUAACCCCCCACUGUCUUACAUCAAAUCACGCCUCUUUGGUUGCGUGGUUGUGCUGCUGCUGCGUGGACGCCUCUUUUUUUUUUGAGGGAUAUCACUUGAAGGAUGGGGACCACAGUGUAGUGGCGCCAGGAAUGCCCCAGACUGUGUGCCCUGGCACCAUGUUCACCACUCCCAGUGGCUUCAGCCCCCAUCUGGCCUGCGCUGAGCCUGGGGAGGAGGAGGAAGAGGAGAACACGCAGGAGGGCCAGGGACCCGCCACUUGCCUGGCGGAUGGGCCUCCCAUCACCUCCGCCUCACUGGAAACCCUCAUCCAGAAUCUGGUGCCUACCGCCGACUACUAUCCCGAGAAAGCCUACGUGUUUACGUUCUUGCUGAGCGCCCGUCUGUUCAUCCCUCCUCCGGAGCUGCUGGCCCGCGUGUGUGAGCAGUGCAUCAAGCAGCAGCAGCUGGACCAGAGCCCGCUCGAUACGGCAAAAGUGCGCAAGUUUGGUCCCAAGAUCUUACAGCUGCUCACGGAGUGGACCGAGACCUUCCCCUCUGAUUUUAAGGACGAGAAGAUGGUCGGACUGCUUAAAGACAUCAUCCGCAGGAUAGCUCCCUGCGAUGAGGCCUACUGGAAGACCCUAAACCAGGUGUUGCAGAAACUGAGCCAGAGGCUGGCCUUGAUGACUCAGGGGGAGGAAAGCAUCGUCAAGGUCUCCCUCAACGCCUCCUCCAUCUCCGACAAGCUCGUGGCCUUCAAGACCAAGUCUCCGCCCAUCCAGAAGGACAUGCUCUCCAUCUGCAACGACCCUUACACACUGGCACAGCAGCUCACCCAUGUCGAGCUGGAACAUUUGAGUUACAUCGGGCCAGAGGAGUUUGUCCAAGCGUUUGUCCAGAAAGACCCCCUGGAUGGAACCAAGCCACCGUGCUUCAGCGAGCAGAAGAAGAAAACCUCCAACCUGGAGGCAUAUGUCAGAUGGUUCAACAGAUUGUGUUACCUGGUGGCCACUGAGAUCUGCAUGCCUGCGAAAAAGAAGCAGAGAGCCUUGGUGAUAGAGUUCUUCAUCGACGUGGCCAGAGAGUGUUUCAACAUCGGGAACUUCAACUCCCUCAUGGCCAUCAUCUCUGGAAUGAACAUGAGUCCAGUGUCCAGGCUGAAGAAGACUUGGGGCAAGGCAAAGACGGCCAAGUUCUUCAUUUUGGAGCAUCAGAUGGAUCCGACAGGAAACUUUUACAACUACAGAACCGCCCUGAGGGGGGCCGCUCAUCGCUCUCAGACGGCCAACAGCAACAGAGAAAAGAUUGUCAUUCCCUUCUUCAGCCUUCUAAUCAAAGACAUUUACUUCCUGAACGAAGGAUGCGCCAACCGACUGCCCAACGGCCACGUCAACUUUGAGAAAUUUGUGGAACUGGGCAGACAGGUCGGGGAGUUCAUGACCUGGAAGCAGAUGGAGUGUCCUUUUGAGGAGGACCAGGCCAUCCUACACUACCUCCACACCGCCCCCAUCUUCAGUGAGGAUGGACUUUACCUCGCUUCCUACGAGAGCGAGAGUCCGGAGAACCAGGUCGAGAAGGACAGGUGGAAAGCACUCAGGUCAAACGUUCUGGGGAAGACAUGAGGCGCUGGCACAUGUCCUCAUUGCACUACCAUGAACUGUGAAGGAACCAAGCUGGUACUUAGGUGUUUUUUUUCUAUGAAGACAAAAUGAUGAACAGGUUUCAUCGAGAAGGUGUGUGUAGGGGGGGGGGGGGGGGGGAGAUGGUCCUACGAUGUGAAAAAGUCAUGAAGCUACUGAACAAAUGAUUAUGUAAUCAUAUUACCCUGAUGUGUUUACUCUGUGAAGACAUGUUUACUACCAUGGAGAGUACAGUUACAGGGAAGACCACCUUCGAACACCCUUGUUUGGUUUUUUUGUUGUGUUUGCUCCUCUUUCCCUUCUUCUUCGGUCCAAAGCCUCGAUGGUUAUUUUAUUUGGCUCGUUACUUUGUGAUGUACUUUAAUGACGUUAAGGGCGCUGGCUAGCCCGUUAUGAACUUUUGUAGGUCUACUGAAGGAAUUACUGGGAAGCAUUUGAACAGUUCUGUCGUGUUUGUGCGCGUGGAGCAUUCGUGUUAUUUAUUGUAUUUUAUUUUGCCGUAUCGGGGAAUAUGAGCUGUUGGCAAAAGUGUUUGUAUCGUGCCAUGAACGCAAGACCAACUCCCAAUUAGUUUAGCAGCCCGGCGUCCCUGAAGUGCGCGUUCGUCCCCUCGUCUUCCUGCCCUUCAGGAGGUUCUCUCUCGACUGAUGUUCAGUCACUACGAUUAUAUUUAUGGAGAUUUCUGUGCUGACAGAUGUAUGGUUUCUAUUGUACGUUUUCCUUUUACUGCAUAUGAAGUGAUACAGCAUGUUACCAUGGGUUAUUCGUCUCAAAAGGGACACAUUGACCGUGUAUUGACUACUGUUACAAGAUGUACAAACCCCGUUUCCAUAUGAGUUGGGGAAUUGUGUUAGAUGUAAAUAUAAACGGAAUACAAUGAUUUGCAAAUCCUUUUCAAGCCAUAUUCAGUUGAAUGCACUACAAAGACAACAUAUUUCAUGUUCAAACUCAUAAACUUUAUUUUUUUUUUGCAAAUAAUAAUGAACUUAGAAUUUCAUGACUGCAACACGUGCCAAAGUAGUUGGGAAAGGGCAUGUUCACCACUGUGUUACAUGGCCUUUCCUUUUAACAACACUCAGUAAAGGUUUGGGAACUGAGGAGACACAUUUUUGAAGCUUCUCAGGUGGAAUUCUUUCCCAUUCUUGCUUGAUGUACAGCUUAAGUUGUUCAACAGUCCGGGGGUCUCCUUUCUGCUAUUUUAGGUGCCACACAUUCUCAAUGGGAGACAGGUCUGGACUACAGGCAGGCCAGUCUAGUACCCGCACUCUUUUACUAUGAAGCCACGUUGAUGUAACACGUGGCUUGGCAUUGUCUUGCUGAAAUAAGCAGGGGCGUCCAUGGUAACGUUGCUUGGAUGGCAACAUAUGUUGCGCCAAAACCUGUAUGUACCUUUCAGCAUUAAUGGUGCCUUCACAGAUGUGUAAGUUACCCAUGUCUUGGGCAC
Molecule: messenger RNA, 3276 nt
Organism: Entelurus aequoreus (snake pipefish)
Lineage: Eukaryota; Metazoa; Chordata; Actinopteri; Syngnathiformes; Syngnathidae
Product: ras-GEF domain-containing family member 1C-like
Exons: 14
Coding region: 342-1814 (490 amino acids)
Biological process (GO): positive regulation of GTPase activity; Ras protein signal transduction
Cellular component (GO): plasma membrane
Molecular function (GO): guanyl-nucleotide exchange factor activity
Source: RefSeq, a predicted model, not a curated record